AUGAAGUGGGCUGCGAUAGUUUUACUCUUCCACUUGCUGCAGAUAAUAAAGUGCGAGCAAUCCUAUGAGGUCACCAACGAGAGACUGGAACCCUUCGAGGGCGACUCCGAGACUUUGGUGUUCUUUGAUAAUCUGAAAACUGUUGGUCGGGAGAGAGCUCUCAACGGGUCCUUCAAGUUCCUUGGCGAGAUGAACAAUGAUGACUUCAAGGUUUCCGUGGAACUCUAUUCGAGUCCCAAUGGCGAUGGAGAGUUCAAGAGAAUGGCCAUGGAUGUGCCUCAAACUAGCAUUUGCGAGUGCUUCAAGAAGUUCUAUGUGCAGUUCGUGCAGCCUUCGGUGAAAACUGGAGAGACCACCAAUUUCCCAUUGGUCGAUGAUGACUUUUGUCCAGUUCCUGAAGGUGAAUUCUAUAUCAAAAGUGUCCUUUUCAACACGGAGGAUUGGCCAUCGCAGGUACCUCGAGGAAUCGUCAAGGCCAUCAUCACAUUCUUCAGUGAUGGCAAAAAUGUUGGCGGUCUGAUAGUGGAAGUCAAAAUUGAGGAUCGGCAAGGUUAGAGUGGUUUGGGGAGAUAUCUGGUUUAUGGAUUAAUAUCAUAAGUUGAUGUUGUGGGAAUUGUGUUGAGAAUUGUCUCAGACGGGAGACCUUUUAAGAAUGCUUAUUAAAUAGAUUAGGUUAUUUUGUAUUAUCCCAUGUUGAACGUCUUAUAGUUAAAUAAAUGUCUUUGAAAGCUAA
Molecule: messenger RNA, 733 nt
Organism: Drosophila eugracilis
Lineage: Eukaryota; Metazoa; Arthropoda; Insecta; Diptera; Drosophilidae
Gene: CheA75a
Exons: 2
Coding region: 1-555 (184 amino acids)
Source: RefSeq, a predicted model, not a curated record